AUGGACAUUCAUCAGAUCCAGCGUAAUAUUUCCAGUGAUAAUGUCGACUUUUUCAAAGCGCUUCCUGAUGCAAAAUCAGUGUUAAAUAUUCGACAUCCAAGAUCGGGAGACACUGCAAUGCACAUCGCCUGCAGAUGUGGAAGUAUUGCCGUAUUAAAGUAUUUUCUCAACGACCUGCAGGCGAGUACCGAGGUAGUCAACGCUGAUGGGAAAAGGCCGCUGCACGACGCAGCGCAAUAUUCUCAGGAGGGUUCUGUGAGAAUUUUACUGGAACAUGGGUCCGUGUUAGACCCACUGAAGCGUGCAGAUUGGACUCCUCUGAUGCUAGCAUGCACCAAACGUUCUGAAAGUAUCGUCACCAUGCUGCUGAAAGCGGGCGCUGAUCCUCGUCUUAGAAACAAAGAUGGGUGGAAUUCAUUUCACAUAGCAUGCAGAGAAGGUCAUCUGGAUGUGGUUCUGGCUUUAUAUGAUAGUUGUCCUGAUGUCUGGAAUACUAAAAGUAAUAAUCUGAGGACUCCAUUACACACAGCAGCAUUGCAUGGCCAUAAGGACCUUGUGCUGUGGAUGCUGCAGAAUUGCCACUAUAGAAGAGAUGAAAGAGACAGCUGUGGAACCACACCUUUGAUGGAUGCUUGUAGAGUAGGACAUAUAGAUGUAGCACAGUUAUUGAUUGAGUACCACAUGGCAGAUGUCAGCCUGAAAGACAAAACUGGCAGGCAGGCAAUUCAUCAUGCGGCACAGACAGGAAAGACCAGUGCCAUUAAGUUUUUGGUAGAAAAAUGUGGCGUGUCUGUCGAGGCCAAAUCAGAGCUGACCAAGGAAACUCCAUUAGAUGUUGCAGUUAAGGAAGGCCAGACCGAAACUGUAGCACUUCUGAGGAGAUUGGGUGAUAACUUGACAUGA
Candidula unifasciata is the source of this 903-nucleotide messenger RNA. The record is from the annotation of a GenBank genome assembly. NCBI's taxonomy places the organism in Eukaryota, Metazoa, Mollusca, Gastropoda, Stylommatophora, Geomitridae.